AUGGCGGACUGGGCUAGAGCUCAGAGCCCCGGGGCCGUGGACGAGAUUCUGGACCAGGAGAACAAGCGGAUGGCAGACCAUCUGGCCUCCAAGGUCACCCGGCUCAAGUCGCUGGCCCUGGACAUCGACAGGGACGCAGAGGACCAGAACCGCUACCUGGACAGUAUGGACUCGGAUUUCUCGAGUGUGACGGGCCUGCUCACCGGUAGCGUGAAGCGCUUCUCUACAAUGGCGCGGUCUGGGCGGGACAACCGGCGGCUUCUGUGCGGUGUGGCCUUGGGCCUGCUCGUGGUCUUCUUCAUCCUCUCCUACCUCCUGUCUAGGGCGAGGACGUGAGGAGCGGGUUGGGGGCUUUCCUACAAGACACCCCUUUGUGUACGACUGUGAGUCAGCAGCCUUUUUUCUGCGAGGCACGUCAGCUGGUCUGUGUGUGGAAGGGGCCCUCCUCUUGGGUGCUGGAGGCAGCUCCUUCCCUUCUGUGAUCUGAGGGGCCCAGCAAAGUUU
Molecule: messenger RNA, 504 nt
Organism: Trichechus manatus latirostris (Florida manatee)
Lineage: Eukaryota; Metazoa; Chordata; Mammalia; Sirenia; Trichechidae
Gene: BET1L
Product: Bet1 golgi vesicular membrane trafficking protein like
Exons: 4
Coding region: 1-336 (111 amino acids)
Biological process (GO): regulation of retrograde vesicle-mediated transport, Golgi to ER; retrograde transport, endosome to Golgi
Cellular component (GO): SNARE complex
Molecular function (GO): SNAP receptor activity
Source: RefSeq, a predicted model, not a curated record